Molecule: messenger RNA, 957 nt
Organism: Drosophila albomicans
Lineage: Eukaryota; Metazoa; Arthropoda; Insecta; Diptera; Drosophilidae
Product: mitogen-activated protein kinase kinase kinase 7-like
Exons: 7
Coding region: 46-957 (303 amino acids)
Biological process (GO): JNK cascade; positive regulation of canonical NF-kappaB signal transduction; protein phosphorylation
Molecular function (GO): MAP kinase kinase kinase activity; ATP binding; magnesium ion binding
Source: RefSeq, a predicted model, not a curated record
CGGAAAUCGUAGUUUACACGUUUUAGUCACUUCGCGUUCUUCGACAUGGAGAUUACACUGAUAAAGAGGAUUGGAAGUGGUAGCUAUGGUGUUGUAUAUGAAGGAAUUUGGAUAACAAAUACUCGUAAAUGUGUGAAGGUUGCUGUGAAAUGUUUGGAAAAAGGCAAUAAUAAAGAUUCGGAAACAAAUAUUCUUCGAGAAAUCCGCAAUCUACAAGAACUCAAGCAUGAAAAUAUUGUCACAUUCCAUGGCGCCUAUCGCCAAAAAAACAUAUGCCUCAUUUUCGAGUACUCAGACUGUGGAUCACUCUAUGAUUACUUGCAAAAAAAAAUCGUUAGAGUUUCAAAUAUCGAAAAGCUUCACUGGAUGUUGCAAUGUGCCAAUGGCAUGGAAUAUUUGCACAGCAAAAAAACAGUGCAUCGCGAUCUUAAAACACAAAAUCUGUUGCUUUUCAAUAAUUAUCGCACAUUGAAAAUAUGCGAUUUUGGUACUGUAAAACAAUAUGCAACAGAAAAUACGGAACUUAUUGGGACAAUUGGUUAUAUGGCUCCAGAAGUUUGUACUGCUGAUGGUAAAUAUACGGAAAAGUGUGAUGUGUUUAGCUAUGGGAUCACUUUCUGGGAAGUAUUCGCUGAAAAGAAGCCAUUUGAUGAAUUAAAGAAAAAAAAUAUGCACCCUUUAGCCAUCCAAUACAAAAUUAGUAAUGGUGCUCGUCCAGAUAUAAAUGACAUGCACAUUUGUAAGGAUUCUGAUCUUAUAAAGGCAAUAAUUGAAAAGUGUUGGGAUCAAGAUCCAGAUAAUCGACCGACUAUGAAACGUAUUGUCGCUUUUUUAGGAAUUGAUUUAAGACUUUAUAUACCUCUAAACUUCGAAGAUAUAGAGAUUACAGAAUGUGUAAGUUUAAGAAUGGUAGAUAUGGUCUCGGCUGUAAUGAAAAUUGGCGAGCUGGAUUUUUAG